Messenger RNA from Pelodiscus sinensis (Chinese soft-shelled turtle), 1772 nucleotides. RefSeq names its product TMEM9 domain family member B (gene TMEM9B). The record is from RefSeq and is a predicted model, not a curated record. Gene Ontology annotation, cellular component: lysosomal membrane. Gene Ontology annotation, biological process: positive regulation of canonical NF-kappaB signal transduction. NCBI's taxonomy places the organism in Eukaryota, Metazoa, Chordata, Testudines, Trionychidae.
GGGGGCGGGGCUUUCGAAGCAGGGGCCGGAGUGGAUGUAUCGGGAUUUGAUGGGCCCCGUGCCUAGGAGCCUGGCGUUAGGGGCCUGGGUUUGCCUUGCCGUGGUGCAGGAAAGCAAAGCCUGACCUCUUCAGUCAGGGCGCUGGCUGGCAAGGUGGCGUCAACAUAACUCGCUGAAGGCAUAGAAAACUGAGUUAGUGUGAAGAGAUGUUUCCUUUGGCAGAGAACCAUUGCCAGCUAAUUGAUUGGUCUGUAACUGAACCACAUGCUCAGGCAAACAGAUAUAUGGGUCUCCUUACCAGAAAUUUUGAGGAUGUCCGAUGUAAAUGCAUAUGUCCUCCUUACAAAGAUCAUCCUGGCAAUAUUUACAACAAAAAUGUUUCACAGAAAGACUGCGAUUGUCUUCAUGUGGUCGAGCCUAUGCCUGUCCCUGGACCUGAUGUGGAGGCAUACUGCUUACGUUGUGAAUGCAAAUAUGAAGAGAGAAGCUCUGUCACAAUUAAAGUUACAAUAAUAAUCUAUUUGUCCAUCUUGGGCCUGCUGUUACUGUAUAUGGUGUACCUUACAUUGGUAGAACCUAUACUGAAGAGACGUCUCUUUGGACAUUCACAACUGAUACAAAGUGAUGAAGACAUUGGGGAUCACCAACCUUUUGCAAAUGCUCACGAUGUGCUGGCGCGUUCUCGGAGUCGGGCCAAUGUAUUGAAUAAAGUGGAGUAUGCCCAGCAACGCUGGAAGCUGCAGGUCCAAGAGCAGCGCAAAUCUGUCUUUGACCGUCAUGUUGUGCUCAGUUAAUUGUCUAAUUCAGUGAUGACCAGAAGAAAGUAAAAUGGACUAACAGAAAGAACUGACUUAUGUCUUCCUGACUCUACCACUUCUGAAGGUUCUUUUGAAUAGUUUGUUACUGCAACAAACAAGUGUUAACUUUGUAAGAAUAUACCGGAGUGGAAGCUAUCAAAAAUAAACAAAAUAAAGUUAAUUAGCCAACAGCUGAUAAUUCUUUACAUUUUUUAAAAAUGACGUUUACUAACAACUAAAAAAAAAAAUCCUUCACUAAGGUAUAUUUGGAUGUAAUCAUGGUAUCAUAUUUAUUAUGAUUUAAGAUGUUUUUAAAUGUAACUUAUACAAUUUAAAAAGCACCAGGGAGCAUAUACUGUAACAAAAGAUCAGUUAUAACACACUAACCACUUGACCCAGUGAACUUCUGUAAAUAUACUUGGUUUUUCUCCUCACUGUUUUAUGCGAUGUAUUGGAAAUCUAAAUCUUGCAGUGUAGUUUUCCUAUCAGACAUUGGCAAGUAGUGUUCAUCAUUUGGUUUCUUCUGCUGUUAUUUUGAAGAUGUUUGUAUGGCAGCUGAUCUUUGCACUCUGAAGGCAAAACUUAAAUGGACAAUGACCAUUGAUGAUAAGCUGCACAAUUAAGGUAUCGUGAUGUAAGUAAACUAAUGCCAUGCAUAUGAAGACAGUGCUUUACCAUUUUGCUUUGGCCAUUUAGUAUAUUGUGUACGCUAUCUAUAAAUCUCAUCCCUGUCUCUUCAUGGAUAAAGUCUCAGGAGUCAGUGUAUGAAAAAGUAUAUAUUUAAAAAAUUAACUCUGUAUUUGUCUGGAUUGAUGGUAUAAGGCGCACAUUCUUCAGCAUCUUCUGUUGUCUUGGGAGUUAGGUGUAUUUUUUUAACUGUGAUGCUGAGGUAUACAGCUACUGGCUAAGGGCAACUUUCUUAUAUCCUCUUUGGAAUGGAACAAUUAAAGAUUAUCAUGAUUUUUGAAAAACCUA